CGAUUUGUGCCGACCUGUUGGAAUGCUCACAUUGGCUCCACGCUGCCCCAUUCUGGUUGCUUGCGUGUGUAGAGCUGGCCAAAAUGCAUGGGUUUUCCUUGACGAUCCACGCAAUAUCGCUGCCCAGCCUGGACAAGGCAGAAAAGGAAGGACGAAACAAAACAACGAGGUGUUGGUGUAGGAGGUAUCGCGAGACGGAGGUCUGCCGCACGCAAAGGCUGUGGUGUGGUGCUAAAAUCCUCAAUCGCCACCGAGGGAGGUGGCUUGGCUUGGUGCGCGUGACGCUAUUCGUAAAAGCAUACCAGGCAGCUCACACUCACCACCGAAAAAAAAAACUUUUAGGGUGCUGCCUACAUGUCAUUUGGAGCAACCACAGGCGUAACAAAGUCCAGCCAGUAAGCUCGAAGCGACCACCGAGGGUGGCUCGGCGCACCAUCAGCGAACACCAAAUUUUGGCUGCCUGCGUGUGCACAGUCAGGUCGGGGAAUUCGUUACUUGAGGAUGGCGUCAUUAGAGUCGGGCCAUGGCGCAUGACGCGAUAUGGAGGCUCCUGCUAG
Molecule: messenger RNA, 557 nt
Organism: Gaeumannomyces tritici R3-111a-1
Lineage: Eukaryota; Fungi; Ascomycota; Sordariomycetes; Magnaporthales; Magnaporthaceae
Exons: 3
Coding region: 84-557 (157 amino acids)
Source: RefSeq, a predicted model, not a curated record